AUGGAGGAUAGCAAACUAGCCCCAGAUGUUUUGACUGUACAAGGUUCCAAAGAAGCAGAAGCAUUAAGUGCUUUAUGGAAUGCUGAGGUUUUAGACCCCGUCUCACUUGGCUUUAUACCUUCAAUAUGGAAAAAUAAACCUGUAUCUUUAGCCAAUCUUAGAGAAUCAUACUUCAGUAAAAAGAACAAUGUCAAUCGAAGAUUCGAGCAUAAACUUUGGAAUGCUCUCAGAAUAACUCAAUUAUAUCCAAAUUACUUACCAGUUGUUGGUGUUGAAUGGGUUUCCAAUGAAGUGAUAAAAGUUUAUAAACAUCCAUUCGCUCACUUGUUAGGAAUUUCUGCCGUAGAUGGAGGACUAUUUCAUAAACAGGGCAAUUUCACACGCCACGGAUUUGUUGAAGUUACAGAGGAAGAAAUUAAGAAUACGAUCAAUCAAACAGCACUAUCUGACGUUGACCAUCGUGAUGUUCAUAUUGUUUCAAAUAAAGAAGGAAGCUUUACGGCUAACUCCACAGAAGAAUCAAUCAAUACGUGCAAAUGGGUCAAUCCAGUUGGAUCUUCGCGUGUAGCUAUACUAAACGUUACAGCCAAUCCCCCAUUGCCUGAAAAUUAA
Trichomonas vaginalis G3 is the source of this 612-nucleotide messenger RNA. RefSeq names its product transcription-initiator DNA-binding domain ibd family. Bases 1 to 612 code for a protein of 203 amino acids. The transcript has a single exon. The record is from RefSeq and is a predicted model, not a curated record. NCBI's taxonomy places the organism in Eukaryota, Parabasalia, Trichomonadida, Trichomonadidae.